AUGGCUGAGUUUUUCCGCCUCCGCCGAAAUCAGAUGACCGUCGAUCAAUAUGAAGCUAAGUUCUCGGAAUUAUCUAAGUAUGCCCCGAGAUUGAUUGAGGACCCCGAGGAUAGGGCUAGAAGAUUCGGGGACGGGCUGAAGCCCGAGAUUAAGAGUGUACUAGCGCCGUUCAAUCUUCAAGACUAUGAUGACCUUUAUGAGAGGGCGCUGAUAGUGGAGCAGGACUUGGCCGAGAGGACCGCCGCAUCCGGGUCGCGGUUUACGUCAUCAAACAGAUUUGAGAAGAGGCAAGGAAAGAAGCCUAUGUAUGGAGGCGUACAUCACAUCCCACCUAAUCGCAGAGGAGCGAUCAAUAAGCCUGUUUUCCGCCAAAGUGAUGUGUGUAAUCAGUGUCACCAGAGACAUGGACCUGGUCCGUGCCCGUAUAGGAGUGGAGCCUGCUUUGGAUGUGGCCGGUUGGGCCAUCAGGUGAAGGAUCGCCCGCAGAGGCAGCAGAGAAUGCAAGCGCCACAAUUGAGAGGACCACUAAGGGGAGCCAUGCCACAAAACUUCCAGAAUCGUCCCCGUGCUCAAGGAAGGGUGUUUGCUCACACUCUACCAUUGGAUGUUGUUUUUAAGAUUUCUACACCUUUAAAGGAUAACGUAGUGGCUGCAAAUGGAUGUCCUAACCGUAGGCUGGUUAUAGAUGGACAUGAGGGUAGAAUAGACUUGAUUGUGCUAGAAAUGUAUGACUUUGAUCCGAUCGUGGGGAUGGAUUGGUUGAUGAAACAAAAGGUCAGUAGUGGAUUGUUAUCGUAA
Messenger RNA from Rhodamnia argentea, 798 nucleotides. RefSeq lists its product as uncharacterized. The record is from RefSeq and is a predicted model, not a curated record. The transcript has 2 exons. The coding region runs from base 1 to 798 and encodes 265 amino acids. Lineage: Eukaryota; Viridiplantae; Streptophyta; Magnoliopsida; Myrtales; Myrtaceae.